AAGAAAACAGUAGACAGCUUGUGCUCUGCUAGUUUUAAACGCCAUCUUAAACAGAAAGGGGCUUUAAACCGGGAGAAAACAGGAAAACGGGCACUAGAGAAGAUACGCCGUUGCGUCCGCCUGUGUUUUUAACCCUCGGGUUCCUCUGGAGCAGCACCACUCGUGGCUUUUGGCGUUUUUAACACAUUCAAAGUAGUGAGGAAAUCAGCGAGGCUCUGGUUAGCCUCUAGCUAGCUAGCGAGGGGGAGGGGCGGGGGUUUUGGUUUUUUUCCGCAGCUGAAGUUGUUUGUUUAUGUUAUUCCACACGGACAUGUCCUCUUCAAACCCAGAGUUACCAGACCCAAAUCUGGGUAUGGGGGCAAGUGGGACCCAAGCAGGUGGCGGGUCUGUGGUGCCAAAAGGGACCAACAAGAGACGAGCUGCGCCAGACUUCGAUGAUGAUGAUGGUGAAGGAAGCAAGUUGUUCAGGUGUGACGACGAAACACCCGGCUCCAACAAUGACAAGGAGCGCUUUGCCAGGGAGAACCACAGUGAGAUUGAGAGGCGGAGGCGGAACAAGAUGACCGCCUACAUCACAGAAUUAUCAGACAUGGUGCCCACCUGUAGCGCUCUAGCACGGAAACCAGACAAACUGACCAUUCUACGAAUGGCUGUGUCCCAUAUGAAGUCUCUGAGAGGAAGUGGCAACACCAACGCAGAUGGAUCAUAUAAACCUUCCUUUCUCACUGACCAGGAGCUGAAGCACCUCAUCCUGGAGGCAGCUGACGGUUUCCUGUUUGUGGUGUCAUGUGAGACUGGUCGCAUUGUUUAUGUCUCAGACUCCCUGACACCCGUCCUCAACCAGUCACAGUCUGAGUGGCUCGGCUCUUCCCUUUAUGACCAGCUCCACCCAGAUGACACAGAAAAGCUCAGGGAGCAGCUUUCCACUGCAGAGAAUAACAACACAGGGAGGAUGUUGGACUUGAAGACAGGAACAGUGAAGAAGGAAAGCCAGCAGUCAUCAGCCAGAAUGAGCAUGGGAGCCCGCCGGUCAUUCAUCUGCAGAAUGAGGUGCGGCUCGUGUCCAGUGGAACCGUUGUCGAUGAACAGACUGAACUUCCUUAGGAACAGAAACAGGAAUGGUUUGGGUGCAGCCAAGGAAGGGGAGCCCCAGUAUGUAGUGGUCCACUGUACAGGAUACAUCAAGUCGUGGCCUCCUGCAGGAGUAUCAUUAACAGAUGAUGAAGCAGACAAUACUCAGGGGAGUCGCUACUGUCUAGUUGCCAUUGGGAGAUUACAGGUGACUUGUUGUCCAGGUGACUCAGACAUCGAUAGCAUCAGUGUUCCAGUGGAGUUCAUCUCGCGUCAUAACUGCCAGGGCAUGUUCACCUUUGUGGACCACCGCUGCAUGGCCACUGUUGGCUACCAGCCGCAGGAUUUACUGGGUAAGAAUAUUCUCGAGCUCGCCCACCCCGAAGACCAGGGCUUACUGAGAGACAGCUUCCAACAGGUGGUGAAGCUGAAGGGCCAGGUUUUGUCGGUGAUGUUUCGGUUCCGCUCCAAAUCGAGAGAAUGGAUCUGGAUGAGAACCAGCUCCUUCACCUUCCAGAACCCGUUUUCAGAGGAGAUUGAGUAUAUCAUCUGUACCAAUGUCAAUGUCAAUAGAAACUCGACUCAGGAACCCCUCACUCCCAUCUCCUCCCCAGGGGGUUUGCUGCCCCCUUCUCUGGGUCAGAGCAGCCCAAGCGGCCCUCCUGUAGUGCUCAGCCCGGGGCAGGUAGCCACCAGGCAGUUACAGCAUCAGCAGCAGGCCGAGCUGGAGGGAGGUGGAGCCAGAGACGGACUGUAUGAGGCUGGACCAAUCACCCUCUCACAGAUGCCGGUCCAGCCGGUGCAGCCAGUCACCACUGCAGGGCCAGACCACAGCAAGACCCUUGAGAAGCCAGAGCUCUACUCCUCCCUUUUCCAAGGCCCAGAUCAGACCAAGGGCAUGCCCUCCACCUCCACUCCCUCCACACAGAUUUACCCUCCAGCCAACAACUUCACUGCUGGUCGGCCCAACGAUGCAUACAGGCAAGUCAGUAUGACUCAGCAGAUGCCACAGCCAGCCCACUCAGCAGGACAGAUGCUGGCUCAGAUGUCUCGUCAAAAUGGUGCCCCACAGUCAGUUACUCCCUCCAGCACUGGCAGCCCCCUCCAUGGAGGACCAGCAGGAGGAUGGCCUGGAAAUGGAGCUGGAGCUGGAGCUGGAGUUGGAGUUGGAGUUGGAGUUAGACCACAAUUUAAUAACCAGCAGGUGGCUCCCCAGGCAGCAAAGACCAUGACCCCACCAUUUGCUCCCAUGGGAGGAUUUGGAGGUGGCUCUUCCAACUCUUUUGGCCAGAUGCCUACAGGUGCUGCUCCCACCCCCACCAGCGGUGCAAACUACCCACAAAUGAACACUCGUGCCAGCCUCAACACCAAUGGUUAUGAUGGCUCUCAGUCUGGGGCACAGUUCCCGUCUCGAGCAGCAGAGGCAGUGUGGCCCCAGUGGCAAGGCCAGCAGCACUCGCAGAGUAACGCAGAGCAGCAUCCUCAUGCUCAGGGCAACCAGGAAGACAUGUAUCCUGAUGUGUUGUCUAUGCUGGACCAGCCUGCCAACUUCAACAGCGAUGACUUUGAGAUUCCCAUCUACCCUUCGUUUACCGAGUGACCUGGUCAAUACUUUUCCCCUGGUCUACCCCUUUGUCUUCUUGACUUUUUGUUAUAUUUAGCUCUUCUGCUCCUGUUUUCUUCCUGCUCCUGAGAGUAGCACUCUUCCCUUGCUUUGCAUGGCUUAAACUGCACUGCCACAAGCCAGUUAAAGAUGGAGGGAUGUAUCUGACUGCAGAUAUAUAGGAGGGGAAAAUCAAGGACUUGCUACUGACUAAAACAUAAUUAUUUUAACAAUAUUCCAGCCAUUGUAAGAGAAAUCUCUAGCUAGCACUGCCCAAAGCUCAACAACCUAUGUUGUAGAUAUGUGAUAUAUAUACACACACACACACACACACACACACACAUAUAUAUAUAUAUAUAUAUAAAAGCGCACAAUCACACAGCCACACUUGAAUAGACUGAACGAAAACACGCUCUGGUUAACACACAAACACACACACACACAAAGGCCUUUUAUUCUAAUAUAUUCCUGGUUUUUCUCAGGCAUUGAUGAAAAGUGUAUUUUGCUGUUCUACGCUUUAGCAUGUAGACUAAUCACUCCAGUCGUUGAUUUAAACUCUCAGGAAAUUGCAGUGAUAUACAGCUUUGGUGAUUUAAAAUAAACAUGAAAUCUCAACUGUUGCACGCAAACCACCACUGUCUGUGCUAACCUCACUCACAGUUCUAAAUCCAUUGCAUGUCUCUGCAUGUCAGCACUGCUUUCAUGGAGCGCUUCUACAAAGUGUAGAUUUAUACUGAGUACAGUUUUCUAUGUGCAUUGGUGGCAUCACCUAUAAAUUUUAGUGAUUUCAUUUUUCCUCUAAGGAGCAUUUAAGGUUUUUUUUUCUUCAUGAAAUGUUGUACUUAAACAACACAGACACAUGGUGUUACAGUGGCUACAUACUGUUUUUCUUGGUGCCCAUUGGAAAUGUAUACAGUCUAUUUUUGUUUGCCUACAUAUACAUAUAUACAGUAUGCAUGUGUGUAUGUUUGUUAAAUGGAUGCGUACAAUAUCAUUAUCAAUUUUAACACAGUGGUAGAGUUUCUGACUUGCUUGAUUUACUUCUUUCUGUCAUCCUGCAUUAUCCUGUACCAAGUAUGGGCCUUUUGUACUCUUUUGUAAAAUAAUUUUUAAAAAGAAAUCACACAGCAAUAAUUAACAAGCAGGAAUUGUGUACUUUUAAAGCCAUUCUUUAUUGUUGUUAUAAAUAUUUUCCUUGAUUAAUGUUAUUUUUGAAUUGGGGAGAUGUGAUAGUAAUGUUUGAUUUAAUUGAAGUGCUUCCCUCGUAUUUUAUUGUUAUUUUGAAACUUAAUUAUCACUUAACUUCUCUGUUGCCCUUUUCUGAUCGGUAUAUUAUUAAUGGUUUGAUCAGGGUAUUUAGGAUUAAAAUGGAAUAAACAGAGCUAAAAACAAGAUGAUCCGCAAGUGAGAAUGUCCAAAAAGAUAUUUUUAUCUAGUGUUUUGUCCCCUUGUCCUCUUGUUUGUGGCAAACAUUUGGACUAAGACUGAAUCUUUGCCAACAAGAUCCAAUCACCUGUGAUUUACAAUCAGUUUUUGGUGAGUAUGUAAUUUAGAAGAAUGUUGUGGGAUGAAAGAUAAUGUUUCUAAAAAUAUUUAAGUUUUUAAUGUGUGGUAUUGGUUAAAAUUUGACCCUUUUUAUUAGUUUUAAAUUGUUUGUGUGUAACACUUGCACACUCACUAUGACAAAUUAUGUAACUGUAUGUAAACCCAUGUUGGUAAUUGUCUGGUUUUCAUCUUCAAAAGGAUGUUGGUGACUGUGUUGUCUUUGUUGUUGAAAACCUUUUUGGUUGCUCUGUAUCCAGGUUUUAUUUUUGUUUUGUUUUUUUCAAUGAUGUGAACUUUUAUCACUCAUAGAAACACAAAUAUAUAAAUAUACUGUAUAUGUAUAUGAAAUGUUAAAUGAGAGAAUGUUUGGUUUUUGUAUUAAAUUGUUAUAUUGUC
Messenger RNA from Toxotes jaculatrix (banded archerfish), 4615 nucleotides. It is a transcript of the gene arnt, whose product is annotated as aryl hydrocarbon receptor nuclear translocator. Gene Ontology annotation, molecular function: RNA polymerase II cis-regulatory region sequence-specific DNA binding; DNA-binding transcription factor activity, RNA polymerase II-specific; protein dimerization activity. The coding region runs from base 293 to 2671 and encodes 792 amino acids. Gene Ontology annotation, cellular component: cytoplasm; aryl hydrocarbon receptor complex; transcription regulator complex. The transcript has 20 exons. NCBI's taxonomy places the organism in Eukaryota, Metazoa, Chordata, Actinopteri, Toxotidae. The record is from RefSeq and is a predicted model, not a curated record. Gene Ontology annotation, biological process: regulation of transcription by RNA polymerase II.